AUGCAGCUUCUUGAACCUGUUCAAGAAGCCGAAUCAUGGGAUAUCAUAAUCGGAGCAUCACGCGAGCUUGAACUUACACAUCCGAUAUAUACUUUUUAUUUGUAUUCUGGUCAGCGGUGCCGAGUUAGCAAGCUCACAAACAAGCAUCAACAUUUGUUCCCAUCUUUCAUCCGUUACCAAUCACUAUCCGGUACUGGCGAAGAGAUGUCACGACUUUCCCAAGAGUGGUCUGAUACCACAUCUCCUUGUGUAUCCUGUAUCUACCUUUUCCCGCGAGCAGCUAAUGUCAUAUCUCCCAUGUGCAAUGAAAGUUUCGGAGCCGGAAGCUCGUGGCCAGACGCGGACACGGUUAUGUACCUGUGCCAGAAGAGGAUCUUGAUCUACGACGAGUGCAAGAUCAACGACGGGUUCAACUACGACAACGUCAAGAGGUGGACAUCGGAGGCUCCGGUCUCGACGCUGGGCAGGACCGGCUACUUGUCCCAGACCGCGUUUAAAAUCUCGAAUCGCGUCCCGCAUAACGGGAAGGCCGCCAUCAGCAACAGCAUCAGGAGGAGGUUGACGAUCUACCACGUGAAGAAGCAGCUGACCAAGUUCAAGCCCGUGGACCCGCCGGAGAUCACCACCUCGGUCAUUCUCAAGUUCGUGUCCCUGUGCGUGUCUGUAGCCAACGCCUACGAUGAGGCCCCCACCUCGCUGGCGACAGUCCUGUACACGCUCUUCCGCACGAACGUCAACAAGAUUAUGGCUGGUCUCGUGUACGACGUCGGGGCGAGCAGGUUGGAGUGUGUCCCUGCCACAGCCGCUAUGGCAAUCAGAUGCGGGGUCACGCCCAAGAAGUUGUGCUCGGCGUUCAGCGCCAAGUCGUCCAGGCUGGUAACCUACCCAGAACCCGGGCAGCCAGACCUCGGAGAAGAAAGGUACCGGAAGCCGUAUAGGGACGUAAUCGAGCACCGGGACUGGAUCGACAAGAUGUUGGAGACUCGGCAACGCGGCCUACUGCGAGGACCUCGACAAGACCACGUUCAUAUCCAUGCUCUCAAAUUACACCAGGAACUCGACUGCGCUUAUCAUCCUGAGCUACGUUAUGGACGACAAGGUGCGCAAGAUCGAGUCCCACGACGUAGACGGGUGGUACGGCCUGAGCCACACCCCAACGAGAUCGUCUAUAGCAGCCUGAAGGUCAACGCCAUGUUCUACACGCGCUAUAUACGGAUGGGGUCUACGCCCUUGGGCUCGAUCAGAAGCGCAUACGUGAAGGCGACCUCGCACUACACCAUGAACCUCAACGCGAAUGCGAAGCGCGGCCAGCUCAAGAAGUCGCCCUCGAACAGUCUGAUAAAGGGGAUCAAGGUUGAAGACGUGGAAGAGGUCAUCACCGCCAUCGUGGACGUGAACACGGACCCGUACGAGGUCAAGACCUUGGUCACCUACACCUUCCACCACUCGAACGACGACUGGAUCAUGCCUCAAUACCCCGAAGACGAGCUCACUAUUCGAUUCGGGUACAUGGUCAACAACUCGCCCUUUAUCUCGACCGGGUUCUUGUACGACAUCAAGUCCGCGGAUGAGCACACAGCCAGCCCCACCAUCACCCCCGUGAAGCAGACCGUGCCCAAUGAGAGCAGGUUCGACAAGCCGAGGAACAAGCAGCCGAUCACAAACCCCGUCGCCACUCCCUUCACCAACAGGACCGAUAACCCAACCGUCACCCCCAGCAAGCCCGGCUUCACAACCAACUACCUGGCUACAAUCACCAGCGCGAUCCCGAACCGCGUCCCCAGUCCAGCUCUGAUUCAUCCUCCAAUUACGUCCCAGCACAUGGGCGGAGUCAUGCCCAGCAACGCGAGCGGGACGGCCUUCGAGGUCCAGGAUACGAACAUCGGCUCGAGCGCCAACAAGCCCGAAUGGACGACUGAGCCGCUGCAGACCAUUCAGCAUCUUACCAGAAUAAGGAUCAAGCUCCGCAGAAUCAGUCACGACUUCGCACGCAUUGGCUUACCCAAGCUCUCGAUCGCGCCCAUCUUCGAGAUCCUGAGGGAAUCUAUGCCCGCGGUCCUAGAAGAAAUCUCCAUCACCAACGGGUACACCCACAAGCUGUACGAGGCGAUGAAGAUCAUCUCGGGCAUGAGCUCGUUGGCGAUGGCUGUAGUCGUGAUCUCGGUUGCCAGCGAGUCUGAGAUGGAGAACGGGAAAGUAGUGCCGACCCAGGGCAAGUACGAGCUCAGCGUCAAGAUCCAUAACGUGUUCCACAUCAGGCGCGUGAGCUACCACAACCCAAAGCAGUCGUCCUCAACUGGGUUCGAGGUCCCAGACAACAUCUUCACCGAAGCUGAGGCCCUGCACCCAAUCUCAAACGUCACCUCAAUGUUGGGCGCAACUUCGAGCGCAUUUGCAGGCAGAAGCACCGACCCGUUCUCGAGCUUCAACGCGGCCCUCGACAUGAACUCAGACAUCGUGAAGCAGAACCUAAUCAUCGACUGGAUUAUAAUCGGAAUCUGGACGUGUUCGUCAUCGAGAUCAGAACUGGGCUCCGAGCCGUACCCGAUCACGUACGCCGGCAUGUACUUGUCCGCAGUUGAGAAGGUGAAGGCGAUACCAGAGAGGAAGAAAGACAUCAUUAACAUCUCGAAGGUGAACACUGUCCAGGCCACCAUUGGGAACCAGUGCAUGGACGCGACCUUGAAGAUGAUGUCGAAUCUUAACACGAUCUCAGACUCAGACUCGUACCCAGAUGUGUACAGGGCCACGAUGAUGGUCGCGAACUUGGCUCUACUCAGACACGUGUGCGUCAGAAUCAGCCCACAUGAGAACAGGAUCUUGCCGGCGUUCGCCACUGCGCUCGCAUACUCGCCAAGGCUUUGCAUCGGAUGCACGCCCUCGGUGCAGGUCAUGAGCCAGAUCAUAUCCAUGAGCGCAAUCAAGGUCAAGAGGUUUGUAUAUGUGCUUGGAGGCGGGCGUGGCCUUCGUCAACUCCUUCCCCGUGAUUACCAACGCAGUGUCGAAGAAGCGCUUGAGCUUGUCCCUCUUCUCGGAGUGGUCACGGACAUCGUUAUGAUACACAGUGCGCAUGGGUUUCGGAUCACCGUUAUCUCUAUGGGCGCCAACGCCGACAAGUCGAUAGACGACGCCACCAGCUUGUACCCGGAUAUGAACAAGCACAUGAGGCUGACCAAAACCAUAAACCCCGCCACAAUGUCGCGCAUGAACGUGAGCAAGAGCGAGUCCCACAGCCCGAUCGACGACAAGAUCACGAUCAGAGAGUCGCACCUCGACACGAUAGUGAAUAGGAGUAGGUACAUAACUGCGGUCACUGGCUUCAACUGGGUCACGUACCCCAACUCGGUCUUGGACCAGUUUAUCGGCCUGGGGGCGGUCGGAUCCGCAGUCGAAGCACUCGUUGAUCAGGCACCUGACCAGCUUCUCAAUCGGUUCGUGGUCUCGACCGGGAGCCUGUACAACAAGAUGAGUGACUACGAUCUCCAGUAUAUGAUGGAGGGUAUGGACGUGAACGAGAGCGUGACCAACCGCACGCCCAUUAGCAGCAGCACGAACAAGUUCUACUCCGAGACCAUGCCUGAGUCCACCAGUGCGCAGCGAAGCGUGCCCGUAAAUCCGUUCAUACAGGCAAUCGAGAGCACACAGACAAGCUCCAACAACAACCCAAAUAGGAACAGCCCCUACAUGUUUCCGCAGAGGAGUCAGCUCGGGCAGUUGCUCGACCUCACGGGCAAGGGCGUGUCCCAGCAGGUAAUCGUCGUCGACAACAUCAACCAGAGGUGCAAUGAACUCAUGAUGACGAUAAAGCAGAUGGGGGCGGACAUGAUUGAGAUUGUGAAGAGGCAGACGUUCAUCUCCGACCGCUUGAAGAUAGACAACCGCAUCACCGAGGAGGCGUCCGCAGAAGCCAAUAAGCAUCUAGAAUUGAGAUCCGUCUUAUGA
Dothidotthia symphoricarpi CBS 119687 is the source of this 3942-nucleotide messenger RNA. RefSeq lists its product as uncharacterized. Lineage: Eukaryota; Fungi; Ascomycota; Dothideomycetes; Pleosporales; Dothidotthiaceae. The transcript is spliced from 11 exons. Bases 1 to 3942 code for a protein of 1313 amino acids. The record is from RefSeq and is a predicted model, not a curated record.